AUGCGGAGAGGAAACUGGCACAUGAUCAGGCAGCGAAGGAUUGGUUGCAUAAGCUCAAAGACGCAGCCCACUGCAUUGAAGACAUACUGGACAAAUGGACUACGGGCAGAGAAAUAUCACAAGUUAGGAGAGAUGGGAGCCAUUCCCGGCGAAUUUAAAGAGGUGGGGAAUGAAGAACAGAAAGCCACCUACUUGCUCAACGAAACAAAGAUUUUCGGCAGGGAAGAGGAUAGAGAUGAAAUCAUAAAGUUCUUGAUAAGGGCAAGCGGGCCGGACUUUGCCACCAUUGCAAUAGUUGGUCCUGAGGGAAUGGGCAAGACCACUCUUGCAGGAUACAUCUAUAAUAAUGUGAGGGUCAAAACCCACUUCAAGAAGCGGAUGUGGGUUUCACUCUCCUCCAAUAUCCAGGUGAACCGUCUUGCUGAAAAUAUUAUAGCCGCUGCUGAUGAAACUUACAAUAGGCCUUCUGACCCAUUACACUGUCUUCAUGAUGCCAUGAGGGGUAAAAGGUUUUUACUCAUCCUGGACAAUGUUUGGAAUGAACAUAUUGUGAGAUGGGAUCUGCUGAAGGCCACGCUUGAAGGCGGAGCAUCUGGAAGUAGGGUUGUGGUCACAACUCGUGACCAAAACGCAGCGGUAAUAACAAGCACAGACCACCCUUAUACUCUUAGCUCGUUAUCUGACGAAGCUUGUUUGUCUAUAUUUAGCUCCAAAGCUUUCCAUGGUAGGAGCGAGACUAGUGAGCUUUCCACGUUGAAAACUAUUGGGAAGGAGAUCGUCAAGAAGUGCAAAGGCAAUCCUCUUGCCGCGGAGGCUGUUGGAAACGUCAUGCUUUUCAAGAGGACGGAGGAAGAAUGGUUGUCCGUCCUGCAAGGAGAAAUACUAGAUGUACCAGAUAUUACCAAAGCUGAUAUAUUAAGCUAUGACAAUUAUCCCUCCCAUCUGAAGCCCUGCUUCGCGUAUUUCUCUUUAUUUCCUAAAGGUCAUACGCUAAGUAGGGAUGUAUUAAUAAAGCUGUGGAUGGCCCAAAACUUCUUUAUACCUCGGAGUGGAAAAGAGGAAGAGGAAAUCGGUAGGGAUUAUUUCAACGAAUUACUGCGGCAUUCAUUAUUUAGAGAGAUCAAGAAGGACAGUGACGGCCGUGUAAUUCAAUGUAUAAUGCAUGACCUCCCUCACAUGCUCGCCCAAUUCGUUGCCAAGGGUGAAUUUUGCACCACAGAGAUUGAAAGAUUCGACUCUGGCUUGUUCCAGGGCCGUCAUUUAUCACUAAUUGUUAACAAUAACAAUGUCGCGUCGCCUACUCCUAUCCGGUUUCCCAAACCUGGAAAUGUGCGCACGCUCCUAGUGUUCUCGCAAGCAGGGGUGGAAGUCGAGCUACAGCUUUCCCAUCUAAUCAAUCCCUUGAUCCAUCUAAGGGCACUGGAUCUGAGUGGAACUUCAAUUAAGUGGUUGCCAAAUUCCAUUGAGAAUCUAAAACUUCUAAGGUAUCUCAAUCUUUCCGGGUCAUGCAUUGAAGAGGUGCCUAAAUCUGUUACUAGUCUCCGUAAUUUGCAGACUCUGAAUCUCAACAGGUGCCAAAGACUUCAUAAACUUUCCAAAGGGAUUAGUAAAAUGGUUAGUCUGAGGCAUCUUGAAAUUGAAGAGACUGACAAGCUUGUGUACCUGCCGAAAGGAAUAGGGCAACUUAGCUCCCUCUGGACGUUAUCCAAGUUCACGGUUGAUGAAAUGGGCAAAGGGUGUAAGAUGGGAGAGCUGAGCAACCUUAACCUCCUCCGCGGAAACCUGGAGAUGAGAAAUCUGGGGAAGGUGGAGAGGAGGGAAGACGCUGAGAGUGCGGAACUGAAGAACAAACAAUUCCUUCGUAGUCUGUUAUUGGAUUUUGAGAGCAAUGCAAAGGAGGAGGACGGGACAAUGUUGGAAAACGGUGAGAUGAAGAAGAUGGAGAGCGUGCUCAUGGGUCUUGGACCACCCCAUGCAAAUCUAAAGGAGCUCAAAAUAUGCAACUAUAUGGGCUCUGUUCUCCCAAGCUGGAUGGAAGAUUCGCCCUUCUCCAGUCUAGUCCAGUUGAACCUACAUUCAUGCAGGAAAUUCAAGCAACUUCCUGCUCUUGGGAAGCUGCCGUCUCUUAAAAUCUUGAAGAUUCAGGGCAAUGAAGGAUUGGAAGUGGUGGGCCACGAGUUCUACGGUGGCAGUAACACUGCAUUUCCAAGUCUUAAGGAACUUUCUUUCAUUUCCUUGACUAAUUGGGAGGAGUGGAACCUUGGGGUAGAAGAUGGAACAACGAAAAAAGUUAUGCCGUCUCUACAAGAGCUGUACAUCCAAGAUUGUCCAAAGCUGGAGGGGUUGCUGGGCCACCCCCCAGACAGCCUCUAG
Messenger RNA from Magnolia sinica, 2373 nucleotides. Its product is annotated as putative disease resistance RPP13-like protein 1. The record is from RefSeq and is a predicted model, not a curated record. The transcript has 2 exons. Gene Ontology annotation, biological process: defense response to other organism. NCBI's taxonomy places the organism in Eukaryota, Viridiplantae, Streptophyta, Magnoliopsida, Magnoliales, Magnoliaceae. Gene Ontology annotation, molecular function: ATP hydrolysis activity; ADP binding. Bases 1 to 2373 code for a protein of 790 amino acids.